This is a messenger RNA of Spizellomyces punctatus DAOM BR117, 833 nucleotides long. RefSeq lists its product as uncharacterized. Bases 55 to 738 code for a protein of 227 amino acids. The record is from RefSeq and is a predicted model, not a curated record. Lineage: Eukaryota; Fungi; Chytridiomycota; Chytridiomycetes; Spizellomycetales; Spizellomycetaceae. The transcript is spliced from 2 exons.
CUCGCGUGUCCCACCCAGCCCAACGUUUUGAUCAUCGUUUUCUUUUCCAUCAGCAUGAGCCCAAAACGUGUAGCACUUUCUUUCACUGGUGGGAAGGACUGUACGCUCACUCUCCAUAUACUAGCCAGCAACUCUGAGCUGGUUGUUCCACUACUGGUGACUUUUGCGCCUACACCUAGCUCGUCGACGAAACCGUUCCUCAGUCAUCCGAUUCCUUUAAUAAAGAGAAUAGCACAGUCCUUGCAGAUAGAGCAUAGAGUACUAUAUAUAGAUGGCCCGGACUAUAUGAGCUCGUACGUCUCCCAUUUCAUCGCGUUAAAGGAUGAAGGAAUAGAGGAAUUCGCCACAGGUGACAUUGAGGACGUCUGUUCGGAUUUCAUGGGUCGUGCAGCACGGCAAGCAGGACUUCCUCUCAACCGGCCACUUUGGCAGGUUCCGCGGGCGUCCCUUCUAUCACAGCUCUACGAUACUUAUGCGCUUUCCUUUGUUGUCACAUGUGUCAAUACUGAAUCAGUGCCCCUUGAACUUGCCCGCAGGAUGGUAGGCAAAGUCUUGACCAAGGAUCUCCUUGAUGAAAUCAUGUCCCAAAAGGAGUGCGAAACGGUUGAUGCUUGUGGGGAGUUUGGGGAAUAUCACACAAUGUGUUUGGACGGACCACUGUUCAAACAGCGAAUACAGCUAAUGAAAGGUCAGCAAAUGGUCGAUGGAAACUUUUUGUACUGGAAAUUAUUCGAAUAGACCGAGAUAGAUGAACGAACGAGUGACUGUUCUAGUUGUAGACCCAUGCUCAUACAUUGUGAUCUCUGCUAAAUACACUAGAACGGGCUGGAGGC